Messenger RNA from Aspergillus vadensis CBS 113365, 11091 nucleotides. RefSeq names its product acetyl-CoA synthetase-like protein. Gene Ontology annotation, biological process: secondary metabolite biosynthetic process; amino acid activation for nonribosomal peptide biosynthetic process. Gene Ontology annotation, cellular component: cytoplasm. The record is from RefSeq and is a predicted model, not a curated record. The transcript is spliced from 4 exons. Bases 1 to 11091 code for a protein of 3696 amino acids. Gene Ontology annotation, molecular function: phosphopantetheine binding; catalytic activity. Lineage: Eukaryota; Fungi; Ascomycota; Eurotiomycetes; Eurotiales; Aspergillaceae.
AUGUCUUUUCUGUCCAACAAACCUCGUCUUACACAGAACGGAGGCCUAGUGCCUGCUUACGAUUCACAAUUUAAGCAACUAUUCGCAGAACCACCCGUGGCCAUUGAGUCCUGCAUACACGAAUUAAUCGAACAGCGCUGUCAUGAACAGCCAGAAGCACCUGCAGUGUGUGCAUGGGAUGGCGAGUUCACCUAUCGGCAACUCAGCAACUUAGCUCGUUCACUCGGCGCGUCGCUGUCGGCUCGGGGUGUCGGCCCAGAAGACUUUGUGCCUAUUUAUUUCGAGAAGUCCCGGUGGGCGAUCAUUGCGAUCCUGGGUGUCUUGUAUGCCGGAGGCGCCUUUGUACUACUCGAUCCAUCGCAACCAUUACAGCGGCUCAAGGAAAUUUGCCAAACAUUGAAGGCGCCGUUGGUGAUAGCCUCAUCCCAGAAUGCGUCCCAAGCUGGCCAGCUUGCGCCCGGUGUGGUGGUCGCGCACAAAGAAACAGGGCAGGGAAAGCAGGGUAUGGCUCCAGGGGCAGCUAGUCGUUCUAAGCCAAGCAAUGCCGCCUAUGCCAUGUUUACCUCCGGGAGUACAGGUGCCCCUACAGGCGCUGUGAUCGAACAUCGAUCUAUCUCAUCUUCGAUCGUUGCUCACGGUAACCGAUUGAACCUCACCCGGACAUCGCGAGUACUGCACUUUGCUUCUUACGUUUUUGAUGUCUGCCUCACUGAAACCCUCGCCGUGCUAGUUCACGGAGGGUGUGUAUGUAUUCCAUCUGAAGUGGAACGACGAGGUGACCUUGCCACUGUGAUACGACGUCUACGAGUCAAUUGGGCUUUACUCAUGCCCUCCAUGGCUCGCUCGUUGGAUCCCAAGACCCUGCCGACGCUCGAGACUUUAGUAUGUGCCGGAGAAGCCCUGACUGCACAAGAUAGAGAUCAUUGGGCUCCUCAUUUGAACUUACUCAACGCUUAUGGACCCACUGAGUGCAGCAUCUUUGCCUGCGUCAAUCCCGUUCUCGAGGCAGCGGAUUUUCCCAUGAGAGUCGGGUUUCCGGUUGGUGGAAGCUGCUGGAUUGUGGAUGAGAGGGACGUUCAGCGGCUUUGUGCGGUAGGCAAAGUAGGUGAGCUUCUGAUCGAAGGUCCGAUUGUUGGGCGAGGAUACAUAGGGAGCGGAGCCAACACAGCUGGCGGCUUCAUCGACCGCCCGGACUGGCUGCGAAAGCUAUGGCCAAGUGCGCAGGGUAAAGUUUAUAGGACUGGUGAGCUUGCGCGCUGCCAUUCUGAUGGCUCGAUCGAGCGUCUUGGUUGCAGGGAUAGCCAGCUAAAAAUCGCUGGACACCAAAUGGAAGCGGCCGAGAUUGAAUACCAUGCGCGCUCACAUCCUUCGGUCAUGGAUGCCGCAGUGGAAGUGAUACAACCAAGGGAUGCGCUCGAAUCGCCCCUUUUGGUCGCAUUCGUGGUACUUCAGACCAGGGCUACCGGGGCUUCUCAAGCGACCACUUCCGAAAGUGAGCUGGUGGUCCCAGAUGGGGAUUUUCAGACACUAGUUCAGCAAGUAAAAUUCAAGAUGCGACAUGUUCUCCCCGACUACAUGGUUCCCACGGUUUUUCUGACGAUAUCUUCCAUGCCAUUGAGUAUCAAUGGCCAACUGGAUCGCCGAAGUCUACGUCAGCUUGGAAAUUACAAAACUCAACGCGACUUGCUCAAGCUAGGUCUGGAGACAACAGCGAAGACACCGCCGCGAAACCCUAAGGAAACAUUGAUGCAGCGACUGUGGGGAGAGGUACUACAAAUGCCUACCGAGCGUAUUGGCAUUGAAGAUAACUUCUGGAGCCUAGGUGGAGAUUCCAUACAGUUUAUGAAGCUAGCAGGGUUAGCGCGCAAGUGCGGAAUGAUCCUGGAAGACGAGGAUGCUUGGGAUGAUGGUACGCUAGAGGAAAUGGCAUCAAGUGCCAGCAUGGAUCAUCUCCCGUCGGCAGAUGUACCAGCCUUUUCGCUUUGUAAAAGUGAGAGUGAGAAAAUGGAGGUGGCGCACACCCUGGGCAAGUUUCAGAUAAAGCAGGACGAAAUUGAGGACAUCUACCCUUGUACUCCGCUACAGGAGGGCCUAUUCGCGGUAGCCCUGAAACACCCUGGCGCGUACACCAUGUGUAUGGAAUUCGAGCUGCCCAUCAACAUCGAUAUCAACAAAUUCCGCCGCGCUUGGGAAGCAACAGUUGAAGCCAACCCAAUCCUGCGAACGCGCAUCGUGCCGGGGAAAGAAGCAGAACUUUGGCAGGCCGUCAUCCGGGAUGUAAUUCCAUGGGACAUGAGGAAUCCGAGCGAGAAUGUCCCCAAAAUGUGGAAGGACUGGAAGACAGGACAGCGGUUAAUUAGAUUGGCGUUGAGUGAUCCGACAACCCCAAACACGCCUCGCCAUUUCACACUGCUCAUGCACCAUGCACUGUUUGAUGCCUGGGGGAUUCCCUUAUUGCUGCAACAAGUGGAAGCGGCCUACAGAGGGGAGAGAUUGUCCUCGAGGCCCUUCAGCCCCUUUAUCCGAUACUUGAAAUCCCAAAGCCAGAGCGAAAUAGACCGUUAUUGGACCGAGUCCCUAUCGGGCCUGAACGCGGUCCCUUUCCCCAAAUUACCGUCCCCGGAUUAUGUUGCGAAGCCUACAAAAACGAUUGCAUAUGUUAUUCCCCUUGCAGCGGCCUGGCAUACCGAACGACAAAUAACUCUGCCGACUAAGCUCUUACUUGCGUGGGGCCUCCUAGUAUCUCACCACACAGAGAGUUGGGAUGUAGUUUUUGGGCUAACAGUUGCCGGCCGUGGUGCGCCGGUUGAGGGCAUUGAGUCCAUGAUCGGACCCACCUUCGCCAUCAUUCCCAUGCGACUGCUUCUCGAUCCCCAAGCGACUGUGAUCGAAAACUUGAAGAAUGUACAGAUGCACUCACGCCGGACCAUGUCUGUAGAGCAGGUCGGGCUCCAGCGCAUCAGGCUUCUGGGCGCCGAGUCCGCCGCUGCCACGCAGUUUCAGAGCCACCUAGUCAUCCAAGCCGAUGAAGGCGAGCACCGACACCCGCCUAUGUUUUCCAAACUUCAUGAUCUCACUGAGUUAACCGAAACCACUUCUUUUGGUAUUACCAUAGUCGCUAAGCCAUCCUCAACCUCUGUGGCGCUUGAGAUCGCCUACGACCCGCUGAUGGUCACUGAUGUGCAUAUGAAGCGACUAGUUCAUCAAUUGGAGCAUAUCUACCAGCAAAUUCAGCAGACACCUAACGCUCGGCUAGAAGAUAUCGAAAGCAUCAGCACAUGCGACAUGGCCGAGUUGCGGAAGUGGAAUGGCCAAGCCCCAGCACUGGUCGAACAGUGUGCGCACGAGCUGAUCUAUCAACGUACGCUGGCUCAGCCUAAAGCGCCCGCCGUCUGCGCGUGGGAUGGCGAGUUCUCAUACCAGGAACUCGAAACACAUGCAGCAAAUCUGGCAAGACGCUUAGUAUCCAUGGGUGUUGGUCCUGAGACCUUCGUUCCCCUGUAUUUCGAGAAGUCGCGGUGGACGACUGUCGCCAUACUGGCCGUUUUGAAAGCCGGCGGUGCUUUCGCCUUGCUUGACCCCUCGAAUCCCAUGGAUCGAUUGCAAAAAUUAUGUCACGAGAUGCGCGCUUCUAUCCUGCUCUGCUCGGAAGCCAAUGCUCCUUCUGCUGGUCAAUUGGGACCAAUACAAACUGUCAUCCUCGGGUCCCAUUAUAACGAGCUGGUGACCGCCGAAAGUCCCCUGAACACUAGUCCGGCCACUCCAAGUAAUGCCAUGUAUCUGGUAUUUACCUCAGGGUCAACAGGCAAGCCAAAAGGGGCUGUGAUUACGCAUGGUGGCUGGUGCACAAUGGCGCAGGCAGUAUGCUCCAAGUCUUGUCUCAGCCCAGAGUCCCGAGUGCUGCAGUUUUCGACCUAUGCGUUUGAUGCAAGUAUAUUUGAAAACCUCGUGACACUAGUAGCUGGUGGCUGUAUAUGUGCUCCGUCUCAACAAGACUGUCUGUCAAAUCUUACGGGUGCUAUUGCAGACUUUAAGGCUAAUUGGGCUUUGAUCACGCCUACUGUCGCACGUACCUUAGACGCUCAGACAUCCCCCACGUUGAAACACCUUUUACUGGGUGGAGAGCCCAUGACCCCAGCUGAUGCUGAGCAGUGGUCUCCAUACUUGCACCUUAUGAAUUGUUAUGGUCCGGCUGAAUGUGCAAUACUGAUGACCGUGCAACGGGCGGUAGACCCGAAGCGGUCAACGAAUAUUGGCCUUGCUGCUGGGGCGGUAGGAUGGGUUGUCAAGCCCUCGAAUGUCAAUCAGCUAUGCCCUAUCGGUGCCGUUGGAGAGCUAAUAGUUGAAGGCCCAACUAUUGCACGGGAGUAUCUAAACCAACCGGAAAAGACGGCUGAGGCAUUUCCAGAUAGCGUCCCCUGGCUGCGCACAUUCCGGGCUAGUCCGUGCAGAUUGUAUAGAACCGGAGAUCUCGUGCAUUAUAACGAUGAAGGGGAAUUCAUAUUCAUCGGCCGCAAAGACACGCAGGUCAAGCUGCGAGGACAGCGAAUGGAGAUGGGAGAGGUGGAAUAUCACCUACACCGCUGCUUUCCUGGAGCCCAGGGAGUAGUUGCUGACAUCCUUCCUUCACAAGACGGGCGACCUGAUCUUCUGGCCGGGUUCGUUGUGCGCACGCCCUCAAUCGGAUCCAACUCCAGUUUGAUUGUGGAGAGUGACGCGAGCUUCUCCAAAGCAGCAGCUAUUGCCCUUUCUGGAAUGAAACAGUACCUUCCAUCAUACAUGGUCCCGGCGGUUUUGAUCCCCCUCAGCCGUCUGCCUGUUUCUGCAACGGGAAAACUGGAUCGGCGCGUCCUGCAAGCACAUGCAGCGCUAUUGUCUUCCGAACAGCUUGAUGAGUUCAGAAUGGCAGAGAAAGCUCCGGUUCGAGGGCCAGAGACUCACACCCAGGCGGUACUGCGGCAACUUUAUGGGGUCGUUCUUUCGAUUCCUGAGGACCGGAUCGGAAUUGAGGACGACUUCUUCCGAAGGGGUGGUGAUUCCUUGUCGGCCAUGAAAUUGGCCACGCUCGCACGAAAGUCGGGGUACUCUUUGACCGCAGGAGACAUCUUCACCACACCGCGUAUAAUCGACCUUGCAGCGACGAAAAGCAUGGCCAAUGUCACGCACAGCGACGAUAUAGUGCCACCACUCAGUCUCAUCUCAGAUUUGCGGGUACAAGACCAGAUUAUAGCAACGCUGCAGACCCAGGCUGGAGCAGCCAGAGUUCAGAUUGAGGACCUGUACCCAUGCACCCCGUUGCAAGAAGGCCUUAUGGCGUUGACUCUGAAGACGCCCGGAAAACAUGUUGCAACAUUCGUCUAUGACCUUGUAGAAAAUGUCGAUUUGGAUCGUUUCCAAGCGGCGUGGAAUGCAACUUGUUUGGCAAACCCUAUUCUCCGUACACGACUGACACAGGGCCCGGGAGGAAGCUUCCAGGUCGUUAUGCGAGAGGCGCCGUACUGGGAGAAAUAUAGCACACAGCAGGAUUACCAAAGCCGAUCUGUGCCUGCAGUAAUGGGUCUCAACGUACGCUUGCUUCGUCUUUCAUUGAUAGCUAGUCCUCCUCGACUUGUCAUGACUAUCCACCAUGCCCUCUACGACGGCUGGUCCCUGUCUCUCAUUUGGGACCAGGUCGAGGCUGCCUACCGCGGACAAAGUCUUCAGCCCAGGCCAUUCUCACCUUUCAUUCGCUACCUCCACCAACAACAGGACGACUCCGCUUCGGCUUCCUUUUGGCGCUUCCAAUUCGAAGACCUCAAAGCAGCUGUAUUCCCAGCUCUCCCACAUCCAACUUACGAACCGAUACCGAAUCAAGCCAUUCAUCGGCGAUAUUCCAUGAGAGCCGAUGAUCAGCUGGAUUUCACUAUUCCCACGGCCAUCCAAUUGGCAUGGGCAAUCGUUAUGUCCUAUUAUUCGGACUCAGUCGAUGUCGUGUUUGGACUAACCCUCAAUGGGCGCACCGCAGCCGUGGCUGGCAUCGACCAGUUCACGGGGCCGACUGUCACAACCGUCCCUUUUCGCGUCAGAUUAGAGUUAGAUAAAUCUGUACAGUAUGGGGCGCGCCAGAUCCAACAGCAACUAGCAGCCAUGACGGCCUAUCAGCAGACUGGAUUGCGAAAGAUUGGGUCGUUUAGCAGUGAAGCAGCCAGGGCAUGCAAGUUCCAGAGUCAUUUGGGAAUUAAUUCUCUUCCAGAGUCUAGCCACGGCGCUCUGAUAGCCCAAGUUCAGAGCGAGCAUCUGGACUUAGGGGAUUUUGCAAGCUACGGUUUUGUUCUUGCUUGUAAUAAUGUUGCGGAGGUGGAUGGCUAUCUGGAUAUCGUGGCCCAGUAUGACCCGAGCAUGUUGGAUGUGCACCAGGCCCAGAGGAUGGUCAUUCAAUUUGAGCACAUUCUUGACCAAGUCCUCUUUCACCCGGACCUGUCUCUACGGAGUCUCUCGGCAGUUAGCGAUCAUGAUUGGGAAAAAUUGGCCUGCUGGAAUGCUACACUACCAUCGCCAUUAGAGCGCUGCUUGCAUGACUCCGUUCUGGACCAUGUAAUGUCGCGUCCGUCUGCCUUAGCGGUGUGUGCCUGGGAUGGGGACUUGACUUUCGAAGAGCUAGCCUCCUCCUCCCUUAUGCUGGCUCAAGUAAUUGGGAACAGCGGUCUUCAGGCGGGAUCAGUUGUGCCUAUCAGUCUAAAUAGAUCAAAGUGGUCGGUCAUCAGCAUCAUAGCCGUUUUGCGUGCUGGAGCAACCGCUGUUUGCAUUGAUCCUAAGCUUCCAACUGAGCGACUGCAGAGUAUACUUGAUCAGACCCAGCCUAGAAUAGUCAUUUGCUCGAAAGAGACGAAGGGUCAAUUUGAAGGACAUUCUGCGGCCACAAUACUGACUGUACCCUUCCAGAUGCAAGUGCAAGUGCAUGGGCUCGGCUCGGCUUCUGUCGAGCAGCCCUCGGUGAGCCCUGACUCCCCGGCCUUUAUUGUCUUUACCUCCGGCUCCACCGGGCGACCCAAGGGCAUAGUGAUGGAGCAUCGGAACCUGUCGACGAGCAUUCGAUAUCACAGUGAUGCGCUGAACAUAACCAAGAGUAGUAGGAUGCUUCACUUUGCGUCAUAUGCCUUCGAUGCUAGCAUCUAUGAGAUAUUCACGACCCUCAUCACCGGAGGAUGUGUCUGUAUACCGUCUGAGUCUGAGCGGAUGAACGCAAUCGAACAAUUCAUUGCAGACAAGCAAGUCAACGCCGCCCUCCUGACCCCAUCGAUGCUUGCCAUACUGGAUCCUGAUCGGGUGCCCAGUCUGAAAACUGUUAUAUCAGGAGGCGAAGCGCUGACACGGCACGUUGCCAGUCGGUGGGCAUCCCAUGUAACACUUAUUAAUGCUUAUGGACCGGCUGAGACCAUAAUUUGCGCAGCAGGGUCAGUAGUCGAGGGGUCCUGGACACCAGGCACCGUUGGCCCUGUUCUAGGCGGAGCAGCAUGGGUGACUGCUCCCUCUGAUCCCACACGAUUGGUUCCCCUUGGUGCAGUAGGCGAGCUCAUCAUCGAAGGGCCAAUCGUCACAAGAGGAUACUUAAACAGCCCAGAGCUCACGCAAGCAGGAUAUAUUGACCCUCCAGAAUGGCUCACCAAUUGGCGAAAUGGCCGCCCUGGCCGCCUCUAUCGCUCGGGCGACCUUGUCGAGCUUACUACCGAAGGGAAAAUUCGGUUUGUCGGCCGCAAAGACACACAGGUGAAGCUGCGCGGACAGCGUAUAGAGUUAGCCGAGGUCGAGUAUCAAGUACGAAGCUGCACUGGAGGUUUAGAUUCAAUUGUCGAUAUUGCAACGAUAGACAGCUCACCGACCUUAUUCGCCUGUAUUAUUCUUCGGGACAUGGCUGGUAGUAAGGCCGAAGGCGCACCCUUUCUUCCCCCCACAAGCACAUUCCAAAAGUCCAUGCAGGUCGCCGAGCUUUCUCUUCGCGACGCUAUUCCCAGAUAUAUGGUCCCCUCUAUAUUCCUUCCUAUUGCCAAGGUUCCUCAGACAGCUGGAGGGAAGGUGGACCGCAGAGCUCUUCGCAUGUCUGUCGAAGCUCUUCUGCCCUCGGAAAUUCAGCGGUAUAUGACCGCUACACGACGCAGCCACCGACAGCCAUCGACAGAAAAUGAGAAGGCGAUCCAUGCUAUCUGGAUUCAGGUUUUGAACAAAGCUCCCGACAUGGUGGGUGUUGAUGACAGCUUUUUUCAUCUGGGCGGCGAUUCGAUCAGUGCUAUGCAAAUUGUCUCUCAAUUAAAAGGUAUCGGGAUCCGCACCACAGUCAACCACAUUUUGCAACAGAGCACAAUUGCCAAGUUGGCUACAACAGUCACAAGUAGGAUUUCUACUUCGUCAGGUUCCUUGCAAGAUGGAGCCCACAAUACACCGUUCCGCCUAUCGGCGAUUCAACAGCUUUUCCUGGACCGAGUUCCGGUGCACUACAACCAUUUCAAUCAGAGCUUCUUCUUCGAGCUUCGGCGGCCUGUCCAAGCUGACAAGGUAGAGCAGGCAGUACAAUGGAUUGUGCGUACUCAUUCUAUGCUGCGGGCACGGUUCUCUCGUAAUGCGGAGGGGACAUGGUAUCAGACGAUCAGCAAGGAUAUAGUCAAUUCUUACCGAUACGAACAGCAUGAAAACAUGUCACAGAGGGACGCAGAAACACUUUAUACGGAUCGGCAACAAGACUUGAACAUUGAAUAUGGGCCUUUAAUUGCUGUGGAUCUGAUGCGUAUCCACGGCGGCAAACAAUGCCUGUCCCUCUUAGUCCACCACCUCGUUGUCGAUAUUGUAUCGUGGCAGAUUAUCCUGGAUCAACUAGAGCGGCUUUUGGAAUCGAAGCCUGUGAGCUCACAAAACGCCAUGUCCUAUAUCACAUGGGCUCGUCUCCAGGAGGAGCACAUUGUCUCUACCCCAGAGAUAAGAGACCAGGCUGUCCCGGCGGUUAUGAUGGAUUACUGGGGACUGUCUGAAACGAGCAAUAAUUAUGCCGACGUAGAUCAGUACCAAGUAACACUCAAUCGUCAACAGACUAGUCAGAUUCUGGGGCCUGCCAACAAAGCGUUUAACACCAGGCCAGUCGAGCUGCUGCAGGCGGCGCUGAUGCAUGCGUUCACGAAGACAUUCCCCGAUAGACCGACUCCGGCCAUCUUCAACGAAGGUCAUGGGCGCGAUCCAUGGGCGGACGAUAUUGACGUGAUCGGAACCGUCGGAUGGUUUACAAAUAUCUGGCCCUCUCAUGUGCCUCUGGGCCCCGACUGUGAUCUGGUGGAGGCGGUACGUCGAACUAAAGAUGGGCGACGCGAAGUCCAAGACGUUGGGCGAUUCUACUUGGCAGCACGCCAGGAUCAGAUGACGACGAUGGAAAUAACUUUCAAUUACGCCGGCACUUCAGAGGCAGCUGAAUCAGCUAACUCGCUUUUCAAGCGGGUACCCUUAUCGGUUUCGACUCUUGUCAAUCAGGGAUCGCAUGUGGGUCGCUUUGCCCUGAUUGAUAUCCUUGCCAAUGUGGCCGAAGGAAGAUUGUCGAUUGACUUUCUGUACAAUCGGCAUAUCAAGCACGCAGAGAAAAUUCUCGGAUGGGCGGAAAGGUCCCGAGAGGCCCUGUCAACUCUGGCCCAGCGAUUUCCCACCAUUCCUCCUCCUCUGACCCGAUCCGAUGUGCCUCUACUACUCCGUCUCGCCGGAAAGACCGUGGCGGAUGCGUUUCCCUCCCGGCUGGCAUGGACUGUGAAGGCCCGAGAUGAGUGUCCAGUCGACACUGGCCGACUCAUGCGGGCGUGGGAGCGGGUUGUGGAAAGACACCCACCACUUCGUACCAUAUAUGUGGACAGUCCGCGAGGGGACGGCAGCAUUGACCAGGUUGCCCUAGAUGAUGUGCAACCGACUAUGGUCAGCUUUGAUGCUACACAGACAGAGAGCUCUGCAAAAGGAUCAAGCCCUUGGGAGCGUUCGUCCUUGCCGGCGUUGCAUCCAGCGCAUCGGUUAACGGUCUGUCGGGCUUCCACAGGCUCGGCCACAUUUGUCCUCGAUGCUUUUGAGCAAGCGGUGCAGGGUAUCGUGUAUUUCAGCGACCAACCAGUUCGGUCAGUUCCUCUGCUAGGCGGAAGCUCUCUUCAGGCUAUACGAAGAUGGAACGAGCAGGUCCCGCAGGCUGUAGAGCGAUGCGUCGGCGACAUGAUCCUCGACAACUGCCGCGCACGGCCCGACUCUCCAGCCGUCUGCGCAUGGGAUGGCAGUUUCACCUACGCAGAACUAGAGGCUCAAUCAGCCUGGUUAAGCCGUCAACUUCAUGACUGUUACUGUGUUGGCCCUGAGGUCUCCGUUCCAAUCUACGCCAUCAAGUCCCACUGGGUCACCGUGGCAAUCACAGCUGUGAUUCGAGCCGGCGGCGCCUUCAUUGUCUUAGACCCAAGCCACCCACUGGCUCGGCUACGUGCCAUCUGUAUAAAGGCUCGGGUCACUGUGAUAUUAGCACCUCCUCAAGGUCAGGAAAUAGCAGCCCAGUUGGUAAGCCGGGUGGUAACCUUCGGUGAAGAACUUGGGGGAGUGGAAGGCAGUAGGGGCGAUGUAUAUGGGGGGACAGAGAUGGACUUGGAGUUGACCCCAGACAAUGCACUAUACGGCAUUUUCACCUCCGGAUCAACGGGGCAGCCAAAAGGAGUGAUCAUCCAUCAUCGUGCCUUUGCUACCUCUGCCGUCAGUCAGGCUGGAACGUUGCAGAUCGGCCCCCAGUCCCGCGUGUUGCAAUUUGCGUCAUUCGCCUUCGAUGAUUCGAUUGGUGAAAUGCUCACAACUUUGGUCCAGGGUGGGUGCAUAUGCAUUCCCUCGGAAGAACAGCGUCAACAGACAUUGUCCCGAGCCACAUACGGCUUGCGGGCAAAUUGGGCCUCCCUGACUCCGUCAGUGGCGCGUGCUUUGCGGCCGGCCGACUUCCCGACGUUGCGCACCCUACUUGUAGGGGGACAGCAAGGAGGUGCAGGUAUGGUCUCCCGUGUUGAAUCUGAUUCUUGCAUAUUGCAUACGGCCCUACGGAAUGUGCUGUGUGGUGUUCCGGCACAGUGA